Carassius auratus (goldfish) is the source of this 3447-nucleotide messenger RNA. Its product is annotated as S-adenosylmethionine sensor upstream of mTORC1. Gene Ontology annotation, biological process: negative regulation of TORC1 signaling. The transcript has 5 exons. Lineage: Eukaryota; Metazoa; Chordata; Actinopteri; Cypriniformes; Cyprinidae. The record is from RefSeq and is a predicted model, not a curated record. Bases 93 to 1265 code for a protein of 390 amino acids.
CUGAAGAGGCGCAAUCAGGCUGCGCGUUGUCGCAGUGUCUGCGUGCGUGCGUGCUGACGGAGCCGGUGCGCUGGUAGCCUCCGUGCUGUACUAUGGACCUGCGGAGCAGUGCAGAGACAGACCCGGGUCUCUCCGAAUACCACUCCGACUCCGUCCCGCCGGAGCUGCAGUCCAAGAAGCAGGAGCAGGAGAAGCUGUCGGGGGUGGUGAAAAGCGUGCACCGAAAACUCCGCAGGAAAUACAUAGAAGUGGGCGAUUUCGAGAAAAUAUGGCGUGAACAUUGUGAAGACGAGCAGACUCUCAGCGAAUAUGCCAUGGCCAUGAAGAACUUGGCUGACAACCACUGGGCGAAUAAAUGUGAGGGCGAGGGGCGCAUUGAGUGGUGCCGCAGUGUUUGUCAGGAGUACUUCCAGGAUGGAGGGAUGAGGCGUGUGUUGGAGAAGGAUGAGAAGAGUGCUAGACACGCAGCAGCUGGGAAUAACACAUCCGCAAUCUCUCUACCACAACCGUCCUCUUCAAGCUCAAUGUUCCAGCUUGGGAGAAUACGGCUGUUGGAUGUGGGCAGCUGUUUCAAUCCCUUCCUGAAGUUUGACGAGUUUCUGACUGUCGGAAUCGACAUUGUGCCAGCAGUAGAGAGCGUCUACAAAUGUGACUUUCUCAACCUGCAGCUGCAGCAACCUCUGCAGCUGGCCAGCGAUGCUUUGGAUGCCUUCCUGCAUCAGCUGCGCGGCCCCAUCGACUCUUUACCUGCCCAGCUGUUUCACGUGGUAGUGUUCUCCCUGCUUCUCUCCUACUUCCCCUCACCCUAUCAGCGCUGGCUCUGCUGCAAGAAAGCACAUGAACUCCUGACCCUGAACGGCCUGCUCCUCAUCAUCACCCCUGACUCCUCCCACCAGGGCCGGCACGCACUUAUGAUGCGCAGCUGGCGAGUUGCAGUGGAGUCUCUGGGCUUCAAGCGCUACAAGUACGUCAAGUUCUCUCACAUGCACCUGAUUGCUUUCCGCAAGGUGUCGCCCACCACCAUCAGCGACCUGGUCAGCCGCAACUACCCGGAGAUGCUUUACAUCCCGCAGGACUUUAACACGUACGAUGAGGAUGGAUUCGCAGAUUGCUACGAGCCUCCACGCUCUGAUUUCGAGGACGACCAGUUGGUGUGUAGCUUUGCGGAAUUGCCAGACACACCGUACGAUUCAGACUCGGGCGAGAGCCAGAGCGGCUCAGCUCCCUUCCACAAGCUGGAAGACCCUAUUUUGCUGCAGAGUUGAACUUGUUUACUGCCCCUCUCGAUAUUUCUAGCCUACCUUCGUGCUGCCAAAAUUGCUGUGCUGCGUUUGUUUACUCAAGCCCUUUUUAAGCAGCAAACAGUUUGCACAGAGUGAAUGAGGACGUUUAAGUGGGCGUUGAUUUUUAAGAGUGUGCAAGAUAUCCCUUCGAACACAAAUGUACACACUAAACGGUCUUAAUUAAGAAAGUGAGGUGGUUUUGUAACAGAAGCAGCAUCGUGAUUUUAGGUCAAGGAAGAUUUAGCUCACCCACUUUUUGGCUGUUUUCUCAUUUGUCAACUGGAUAAACCGUUUCAGACUAGCUUAACUUAUAGCUUAGGCGUAGUUAUUGUCUGUGACAAGAUCUAAACUUUUGGCUGGAGUUACUAUACUGUUUUGGACUUUUUCCAAUGAAUUCCAAAAAAGGAGUUCAGCCAGAAAUGAACCGAAUCAUCAUUUACACAUCCUCAUGUCACUUCAAACCUGUAUGAACAAUGUUAUAAGAACAAAAACAGUUUGACAUUAGAAAAAAAAAAAAGAAAGAAUACAGUUUUGGAACAUCGGGAUGAGGAAAUAAUGACAGAUUUUUUCAUUUUUGUGUGAACUAUCAAAUUAAUGGUUUGAUUCUUAGCAAGUUUUCACUGGAUGUUUUAGAUGGCAAUUUCAGCCAUCUGUGCUACCGACUUUUUUGGAAUAGCCUUUAUCAACGAUAUUUGUAGCAUUUUAAGUGUCUGCCGAACCUGUGCGUGUUUUGCUACGUGACAAUUUAACUGUGAAUGUGGAUUUCUCGCUUCAACAAGGUACAAAUCAUGCGAAGUAAUCAUAGUUUUUCAGAACAAACAAUCUUGGAGGUGACCACAUUGGAUGCAUGCGUUGUGGUAACAUGUUUCUAAACUUGCGAUCAAACGGCCUGAAAGUAGCUGCGUGUCUGCCUUCGUUUUCAUUUUAACCGCUAAUGUAACCAGUAAUAUCCGAUUACUUGUCAGUAGUAUGGAACAGGUUCGAGUUCUCUGCAUUUCGCCGUAAUGUGACUUUGAGUAGAAUAAUUGUUUACUCUUGACUGUUUACUCUCGAAAUCUUUGGUUGCUCUAAAACUACUUCCUGUAUCGUUAUCUGGUGUAUAUCCUAUUAAGUUUCAGUACAUCAUUUUAGUUACUAAAUGACUGAAUAUAACUUUUAAGGAACAAAAGUUUGGAAAGUUCUCUGCCAAAUGUUGAUCUCAAGUACUCCAAAAAGAUUGUUGCCUAUCAUGUUUUUAGCUCCUAUGUAUGUAACUGCAGAAUUUGCAGAUUUUUAAAUUCACCCCAGGUUCUAAAAAACACUAUUUUGACUGUCCAAGCACAUUUUUGCACAUUUUUUAUAACACCCUCCAUGUGGGUUGACAAAAUAUCGAUAUUGGCAUCAGCACUUCGUUGGAAUAGCAAUACGUUCAUAAUCCUAAACGGUCAAAUUCCCCAUAUCACUGUAACCUGGCAGUUAAAUUGAGUGACUGAUAUUAGGCACGGUUUUCUAUUUUAUUCAUGUGGUUAUCGUUUUGUAAACCUGAUGACAUGAGAAUAUGUUGUGAUGGGUCUUUACUCAUAAAGGAGUGUGUGAGAUGUGCUUUAGAGUUCUGUUGAAGCGUAUAUGUGAGGUUUUGGUGUUAGGCACUUUAAAUGUGUUGUAGAGGUGCCAAAAAUAAGUGUGGAAAGAUUCGAAAUUGUAAUAGAUAUCAGUAUGUGAGCUUUCAGGGUAUCGGGGGGAAAAAAUCCUCCUCAAGGUGCCUUCAAACCUAAAUUGUAUUUUUGCAUUUGUGAUUACAUGGGCUACUGAUGGUCAUUAGGAAGUGUGAUAAUUUCUCUCCCACAAUAAACCGUUACAAGUAUACAUACUUUCAGAGAAUUAACCAGCUCUUGGAAAAAAAUUACUAAAAAACUGCCCUACUAGCAAUAGUAUUUAAAGGUAUUCUUUAAUCUGUACUCUAUUUAUAAGUCGGGGGGAAAAAGCUUUGAAUUAUAUUGCUAUACUUGGUGGUGUGUUCAAACAUUUACAUCUCAAAUGUCUUUUGUCUUCCCCAGGCUCUGAUCCACUGUUUGCAUGAUUAAUUUUUUGUAUCAGUGUUAUGAUUGUUGACUCCCACAGAACCAGACUAUUUGUGAUGAAUAUUGUUAUUCAUCUUUUAUAAAUAAACGUUUUUGUUGCCUUC